Messenger RNA from Maudiozyma barnettii, 822 nucleotides. It is a transcript of the gene EMC3, whose product is annotated as Emc3p. Gene Ontology annotation, biological process: protein folding in endoplasmic reticulum. Bases 1 to 822 code for a protein of 273 amino acids. The record is from RefSeq and is a predicted model, not a curated record. Gene Ontology annotation, cellular component: EMC complex; membrane. NCBI's taxonomy places the organism in Eukaryota, Fungi, Ascomycota, Saccharomycetes, Saccharomycetales, Saccharomycetaceae. The transcript has a single exon.
AUGGUAGAUUUAUGGAGUAUAUUGCUUAGCGGCAGUGUCACUACUGCAACAGCGGGAGCUAUAGCAGAAUUGACUCUGGAUCCACAAUUGAAAUAUUGGGUGUUAUUGCCCAUCUCUGCUGUGAUGAUCCUGACUGGGAUCUUGCGUCAACAGGUGUCUGUAUUGAUUGGAUCUGGCGUGAAGGGACAACCUAGAGUGAAAAAUACAGAAGCACAAUAUAUGAUGAAGGCUCAAGUUUUACUUGGGAAUGGGUCGAAUAUCAGUGAUGAAUCAUUUCAAGAGAGGAAAGAAUAUCUUUCAAAGGCUUUGGCAAGUGGUAAAUAUGUUGCAAGGUCUAAGGCUGCAAAGACUGGGGAGACUGUGAAUCCAUUCAAUGAUCCGGGUACUGCUGAAGCCAUGAUGAGCAUGGCAAAGGGGAACAUGGCCAGUUUCAUCCCACAAACAAUAAUCAUGUGGUGGGUGAAUCAUUUCUUCGCUGGAUUUGUUCUGAUGAAGUUGCCAUUCCCAUUAACUCUAAGAUUUAAGGAGAUGUUACAAAGUGGUGUUAUGACAGCAGACUUGGAUGUCCGCUGGGUCAGUGCAAUCUCUUGGUAUUUCAUCUCUGUAUUAGGUUUGGAUCCUGUUUUCAAUCUUCUAACUUCCGAAAACACAGAUAGUCAGUUAGGUAUGAUGCAAACACAGACUCCUCAGGGACCAGAUAUGAUGUCUCAACCUGCUCAAGUUGAAUCUCAAAUGAAGGCUCUCGCCAACGAUUUAACGAUUGCCCAACACGAAUGUUGUUUCGAUAAUGUAGAGGCUAGAGUACUAAGUAUGUACAAGUGA